Callithrix jacchus (white-tufted-ear marmoset) is the source of this 4630-nucleotide messenger RNA. Its product is annotated as 5-hydroxytryptamine receptor 5B. Gene Ontology annotation, cellular component: plasma membrane. Gene Ontology annotation, molecular function: G protein-coupled serotonin receptor activity. Lineage: Eukaryota; Metazoa; Chordata; Mammalia; Primates; Cebidae. Gene Ontology annotation, biological process: adenylate cyclase-activating adrenergic receptor signaling pathway; positive regulation of MAPK cascade. The record is from RefSeq and is a predicted model, not a curated record.
CCACUCCAGGUGCAGCUGGUCUCCCGCUGCCGCUGGGUGGUGGAGGGGGCAACUCUCUAAGCGCGGCGCUCGGUCACUGGGCUGCGCUGAUUCCCAGCCCCAUGACAGCCGGAGGCACCCGGGACCGCUAAGAGAGGUGGUGAGAGGGACUAUCGAACAGGGCGGAGCUGGACUGAGGGGUCCUGCUCUCUUAUUCCCUUUCUACUGGAAAAGAGGGUCUACGGGGGCUGCAGGCAUAUGUGCCAAACGGGGGCUGCUGCCCGCAGGAGGGACCAGGGUAGGACGACCUGGACCCCUCUCCUCCCCUCCCCUGGCAGGCAGUACCUCCUCUACGCCCCCACCUGCACGGUCCAGGCCGAGCUCACUGACCACUCGCGCGUCCCCUGCCCUGGAGCCGCGAUCCUGCGCGCCAUGGAAGCCGCUAACCUCUCAGUGGCCACCGCCGGCAUUGCCCUUGCCCUGGGACCCGAGAUCUGCAGCAGUAGCCCAAGCCCAAGCGGGAUCCUCAGUUCGACCCCGGUUAGUGCCGUCCGGCAGGGUCGGGAGCCUCCCUUCUCUGUCUUCACGGUGCUUGUGGUGACGCUGCUAGUGCUGCUGAUCGCCGCCACUUUCCUGUGGAACCUGCUGGUUCUGGUCACCAUCCUGCGGGUCCGUGCCUUCCAUCGCGUGCCGCAUAACUUGGUGGCCUCGACGGCCGUCUCGGACGUACUAGUGGCAGCGCUGGUGAUGCCACUGAGCCUGGUGAGUGAGCUGUCGGCCGGGCGACGUUGGCUGCUGGGCCGGAGCCUGUGCCACGUGUGGAUCUCCUUCGACGUGCUGUGCUGCACGGCCAGCAUCUGGAACGUGGCGGCCAUCGCCCUGGACCGCUACUGGACCAUCACGCGCCACCUGCAGUACACGCUGCGCACCCGCCGCCGCGCCUCGGCGCUCAUGAUCGCGCUCACCUGGGGGCUGUCUGCGCUCAUCGCGCUCGCGCCGCUGCUUUUUGGCUGGGGCGAGGUGUACGACGCUCGGCUCCAGCGCUGCCAGGUGAGCCAGGAACCCUCCUAUGCCGUCUUCUCCACCUGCGGCGCCUUCUACCUGCCGCUUGGCGUGGUGCUAUUCGUCUACUGGAAGAUCUACAAGGCGGCCAAGUUUCGUUUCGGCCGCCGCCGGAGAGCUGUGCUGCCGUUGCAGGCCACCACGAAGGUAAAGGAAGCACCUGAUGAGGCUGAAAUGGUGUUCACAGCACAUUGCAGAGCAACAGUGGCCUUUCAGGCGAGUGGCGACUCCUGGCGGGAGCAGAAGGAGAAGCGAGCAGCCAUGAUGGUGGGAAUUCUGAUUGGUGUGUUUGUACUGUGCUGGAUCCCCUUCUUCCUGACAGAGCUCAUCAGCCCACUCUGUGCCUGCAGCCUGCCCCCCAUCUGGAAAAGCAUAUUUCUGUGGCUUGGCUACUCCAAUUCUUUCUUCAACCCCCUGAUUUACACAGCUUUUAACAAGAACUACAACAAUGCCUUCAAGAGCCUCUUUAAUAAGCAGAGAUGAAGACGGGUUAGAGAGACAUGGGUAGAGUUGUAAAGAGGAAGGAAACUUGGACUUGUUCAUCAGUAAUCUGAGAUCCUUCCCUCCACAGCUGAGUGCUAAUGCUGUCUGGAGAGUUAUACCAUUGGGCCUGGACUGUACAAGCAGCAGAGCCAAGGCUGUCAAGAAAGACAGCAUAGGUCUGGCAGGGGUUGUAACUAUGCCUUCUUCCCAUGUGCAUGGCAGAUGUUGCCAGUCGGUCAUGGCUUCUCUCCCCACUGAGCAACAACUCCGUCUCAGAAUCCUUUCCAGGACAGCACUCUAGGCAGCUACUGUUGAUUGUUUAAAAUGGAUGCAAGAGUUGAAGCUGAUUUGCUUUUCCUUUCUUAAUAGUAUAUUUCUCAGAAGGGGUUUCUCAGCACUCAAGAGAUUUCCUUCUUUGUGAAAAGAGCCCUGUCUACGUCUUUUAUCAACCUUACUUAUCUUCCCCAGCCUCUUAUGCUUCCCCAAUAGGAUAGUGUAUCCCAAUUUGUGAGAUGAGGAGGAGUCCUUCAUCAGUGAAAGAUGCUUCUGGAUAUUUAGGUUUCUCUGUAAGCCAAUUAAAUUGGCAUUUCUGGGAGGUGCAACCCCAGGCAACAGUGUUUUUUAGAAUUUGUCAGGCAAUUCAUUUCUAGCUCAGAAUCAUUCUUGUGGUGUACACACAGGCAUAAGACACCAAGAUGGGAAAAAUGAUGCCCAUUGUAGGACUCAAAACCAACAAUCCUUCACCCCCACCCAAAACUGCCAUAGUGACUCAUAGCCUUCCAGAAAAUGUUAAAUGUAGCCCAGAUGUAUAGGAAUCCAAAGGCAUGGACUACAUCAUCUUGGCCAUAGUCUACCUCAUUUUGGAGGCAGAAUAACUGUCUAUUGCUUUUUAAUUUGCACAAAAGGUUCUGCUCCACCAUUGGCUCAUUUGAUAACUGAGUUAUAUAGACAUUCUUCACACUUAUACUAAAAAGUACCAGUAUUUUCCAGUAUUUUAAGGUUUAUCAGAGAAUACAGGUCCACAGUUCCUUUUUCAAAGCCUUUGGGAUCAGAUGUGUUUCAGAAUCAAUAAUUAUUUUGGAGAUUUAGAAAGGCAUACACACACACACACACACACACACACAUUAUAUAUGCCUUUCUAAAGUUUUAAAAAAAAAUUAACUAUAAGUCAAUUAAAAAAUUCCCUCAGACAUGCCUGAAGAAACACGGCCAUAUUUAAAGGAAAAAAAGUAGCGUAAUUUGUGCAUUACACAUGACCAAAUUAAUAAAACUCUUCCAUUAGCCACACCAUCCUACAAGCCUGGAACUUUGUGAAAUUAAAUUGUGACAGCUUAGUGAUGGCUUAGAAAAUAAAUCCUUAUUUUAUAAGGUAUCAUUUCUAGAGAUGUAUCUUCUAGUCUAUAAGUUAGAAAACACCCCUGACUGGGCCUAGGACAGCUGCAUGUCAUCAAUACCUGAAUAUUUCCACAGUAAUAUGUGUGAAUAUAUACCUUGUAAGAAAAGGACUAGAAAUAGCCUCAUAUUAGUGCAGGUCAUUUAAGUCAUUUGAAUCAGAUCAUUGGUAUUGUAAAAUGAGUUACAAACACUUGUUUUCUCAACUCUUGAGAAAGUACAUGGACCAGUAUAACCUCAAGCUAAAUACAGUUCUAGCUCGGCUAGGUGCCAAUCCUGUUAAAAGGAGGAAUUCUGAAGAGAGUCUGGGAAGAAUACAUGGUCCAUACAUUCCAUUGUUGCUAGAGAUUGGGACAUCAUGAAGGUAAGUAGUAUGGCACCCUAAACACCCUUCUUGGAGUUGUGUUUUAGAAUUCUGUUCUUUUUCAUUAGGAGAUACAGGAAACAUUCUUUUAAAGCCCAUCAAUGCAUCUCAUAUAAGGAUGUAUUUAAUCAUCCUAUUACAUUCUUUGUGAAGGUGUGUUUUCUUUUCAUGAUAAUGAGAAUUAUUAAUUGACUGUGUUUCCAUUUUCAUUUUGAUGAGGAAGAAGCACAGAACCAAAUUCCUUUACUCUGGAAUUUAAAUAAAACCCAGUAACCUACUUAUUUGUGUAUAAUGUUUCCAGCCAGUCUCUAAUUCCAAUUUUAGAUUUCCCUAUCCCAGCAUUUUAUGUUCAGUUUUUAGCUUACUGUCAUUCUGCUUGUUUCCUACAAGCCACCUCACAUCCCGUGAAUUAAGGAGGUGGUGAAACAGGUAGGUAUGUAGUUACCAGUCAAAUGAUACACUCAGUUAUCCAUCAUUAUCUUUUAAGGGCCAGAGCUCAAGCUUGUGUCCAUUGAAGAUUUUCCCUUGUUGAGUGAAAUAUAAUAGGGAGUAUGAAUAAUUUCCCCAUCUCUCCCUUCAUAAAAUGCACAUUCUGGAAUAAAUUUUAUAAGUAGUGUUUAUUGAGCACCAGUCAUGUACAGCUGUUGUACUGGAUUUUAUAUACAAAUGAUCACUUACUACUGCAUUCACUCUAUAAGGUAAAUAUAGUCCUCACUUUACUACAUUCUAAGAGGGUGAAUAGCUUGUCCAUGGUCACACAGUGAGUACACAGCCAACAGGUAUUUGGACUCAAGUCUGCCUGUAUCCAAACAUGAGAAAGAUGAAAGGAAUCUAACAGAAACCUGACUAGACUCCAUGUUUCAACUGUGGCUUGCAUUUUGCAGCAGGAGAUCUGCAUGAACCUUUGCAGACUGCACCUGAUAUAGUGGAUCCUCUUGCAUUAUUCUAGUUGGAUUCCAGGAAGAAGGUUUCAAGGAGGGUCAGGGUAUGGUUGGGUAGACAUCUGUAGAAUUUUUUGGUUUAUUCUUGCUAUUGGAUAGUGUGCUUUUAUUAUCGUGUUUAUUCGGCAGGGGCUUUGACUUAACAUUCUAUCAUUAUGGAAGCAUCUGGGCAGAAGGAAUCACAUUUAUGUCUAGAUUUCCUUAAAAGAAAACUAUUUGCUUGCUAAUUUGGUGACAACUUCUGCUGGAUAUUUUAGACUUCAAACUUUUCUCUAGUCAGUAAAGCCUUCUUGAACUGCUCACUAUAACUAAAAUGUUGAAUUCCUGAAAUGGAUCAGUUGAUGAUUGACUUUAUGCAAGGAUGCACUUAUGAUUCCUUUUAAUUCAGAGUAAACAAAAUGGAAUUCUA